Messenger RNA from Aspergillus calidoustus, 1380 nucleotides. The record is from the annotation of a GenBank genome assembly. NCBI's taxonomy places the organism in Eukaryota, Fungi, Ascomycota, Eurotiomycetes, Eurotiales, Aspergillaceae.
AUGCAGUCGCCUUUACAUGUAAUAGUAACCGGCGCAGGCCUCUCCGGCCUCGCAACAGCCAUCUCCCUCGCCCAGUCCGGCCACACAGUCACAAUCCUCGAACAAGCGCAGGAACUCGCAGAAGUUGGCGCGGGACUGCAAGUCACCCCGAACGCCUCGCGGCUCUUCAAACACUGGAAUCUACCCGAGAGCAUAUGGACUUCCGCCGUCGAGCCCAAGACGCUCACCGUGCAUCGGUACACGGGCGGCGUCCUCGCGCACGACGGAGCCUUUGACGCGCGGAUUCGAAAGCGGUAUGGCUCGCCGUUUGUCGAUGUUCAUCGGGUCGACUUGCAGCAGGCGCUUUUUAACCGGGCCAAGGAGUUGGGGGUGCGCGUUCAUCUCGCGGAGAGGGUGAAGAGCGUACAGGAAGAUUCCUCGGAUGGAAGCGCAACAGCAACAGCAACCGUCCACACCGAAUCCGGCAAAAGCUACACAGGCGACCUCGUCGUCGCCGCCGACGGGCUGUGGUCGCGCUGCCGCGAGUGCCUGCUCGGCCGCAAGGACGAUCCUCUACCAACAGGCGAUCUCGCGUACAGAAUCGUGCUGAACGUCGAGCAAAUUGCGGACCCAAAACUCCGCGAGUGGGUGCGUAACCCGCAGGUGCAUUUCUGGAUUGGGCCGGGCGCGCACGUUGUUGCGUAUUCGGUGCGGGGAGGCGAUAUGAUUAAUAUUGUGCUUCUUGUGCCGGAUACACUGCCGCCUGGGGUGUCGAAGCAGGAGGGGUCUGUAGAGGAGAUGAGGGCUUUGUUUCAGGGGUGGGAUCCUGUUCUAACCCAGUUCCUCUCCUACGUCGACAAAGUCGACAAGUGGAAGCUCAUGCACCGUACGACCUUUCACCUAGUACCCAUCUACCCUCUGUCACACGAGCUAACAAUAUCUGCAGACGCCGAGAUGACAACCUGGAUAAACCCCUCUUCAACUCUCGUCUUCGUCGGUGACGCCUGCCACCCGAUGCUCCCCUACCUAGCGCAGGGUGCAAACUCCUCGCUAGAAGACGGCGCCGUCCUCGGCGGGCUGCUUGGGCACAUGAAGAGCAAGUCACAGCUGCCCGCGAUCCUGCGGCUGUAUGAGACGCUGAGGAAAGAGCGCGGGGAGGCGAUUGUGAGGGAGACGUUUAAGCAGCGCCACGACUUCCACAUGCCCGACGGUCCCGAGCAGGAGAAGCGCGAUGAGAUCUUCCGUGCGCAGCUAGAUAAGAAUGGGGAGAUUGAAGGCGCGUUUCCGAGUCGGUGGACAUGUCCCGAGGUCCAACCGUGGCUAUACGGGUACGACGCCGUGAAGGAGGUUGAGGAGGCCGUUGCGACGAACCCGGGGUUGUUCGUUACCUCGAAUUUAUAG